Messenger RNA from Fundulus heteroclitus (mummichog), 5728 nucleotides. It is a transcript of the gene dnm3b, whose product is annotated as dynamin 3b. The record is from RefSeq and is a predicted model, not a curated record. Gene Ontology annotation, molecular function: microtubule binding; GTP binding; GTPase activity. NCBI's taxonomy places the organism in Eukaryota, Metazoa, Chordata, Actinopteri, Cyprinodontiformes, Fundulidae. Bases 528 to 3032 code for a protein of 834 amino acids. The transcript is spliced from 21 exons. Gene Ontology annotation, cellular component: membrane; cytoplasm; microtubule.
UUGCAGCUUCGCAAUUACACCGCAGAGAAGCGGAGAGAGGGGGAGAGAGACCAAAGCGAGCGAGAGAGAGAGAAAAAAAUGAUUAAUCUGUCGAAGGCGAAUUUCAGCUCGCUCUGACAUUCAGCCACGGUUGAACGCUUUGAUGCACGCUUUUCCUUCACGGGCAGCGAGCCGGUGCGACGCCUGUAGCGGUAGUAGCAGGUGGCGCUUGUGUAACCGUGCGGAGUCUCGACGCUCGUCCUCCGCCGCCUGAGCUGCGCGUCGUUUCAGCACCGGACAGCGACAGACCGGGAGCCGCGGACGCGGAGCGCACCGAGGGAAUCCUGAGCUCCGCCGACACAGCAACGCAGCCCGCCCGACCCUCGCUUGGCUCGGGGGCAAUGCUCGGCUAGAUGACUCCACCACAUCAACAAGCGCCACGGUAGUCCUGGACUAAUAAUACAGCAGCGCCACGUCCCCUCCUCCUUCCCCCUCACCUUCCUUCUGUCUCCAUUCGCUGAUUCCAAGUCCUCCCGACAAAAGGCACCAUGGGAAAUCGUGGCAUGGAGGAUCUGAUCCCGCUGGUCAACAAGCUGCAGGAUGCCUUCAGCUCCAUUGGCCAGGCCUGCAACCUGGACCUGCCGCAGAUCGCGGUGGUCGGUGGUCAGAGCGCGGGGAAGAGCUCUGUGCUGGAGAACUUCGUCGGCAGGGACUUUCUGCCCCGUGGUUCUGGUAUCGUCACCCGCAGGCCUCUGGUUCUGCAGCUCAUCAGUGCAAAUGCUGAAUGGGCUGAAUUCCUCCACUGCAAGGGGAAAAAGUUCACAGACUUCGACGAGGUGCGCCAAGAGAUUGAGGGUGAAACCGAUCGGGUCACAGGGGCCAACAAAGGCAUAUCUCCCGUCCCCAUCAACCUACGGGUUUACUCCCCUCAUGUGCUGAAUCUGACCCUCAUCGACCUGCCGGGAAUCACCAAGGUGCCAGUUGGAGACCAGCCUGUUGACAUCGAGCAACAGAUCAGGGACAUGAUCAUGCAGUUCAUCAGCCGAGAGAGCUGCUUGAUCCUGGCGGUCACCCCAGCAAACACUGACCUGGCCAACUCUGAUGCCCUCAAACUGGCGAAGGAUGUGGACCCCCAGGGUCUGCGGACGAUUGGUGUAAUUACCAAACUGGAUUUGAUGGACGAGGGAACAGAUGCCCGAGAUGUUUUGGAGAAUAAACUGCUGCCACUGCGAAGAGGGUACAUUGGCGUAGUAAACCGCAGUCAGAAGGACAUUGAUGGCAAGAAAGACAUUAAGGCAGCUAUAGAGGCUGAGAGGAAGUUCUUCCUGUCCCACCCAGCAUACAGGCACAUGGCUGAUAAAAUGGGCACCCCUCGCCUGCAGCAAGUGCUCAACCAGCAACUGACCAACCACAUUCGGGACACCCUGCCAUCCUUCCGCAGCAAGCUGCAGGCCCAGCUGUUGGCUCUAGACAAGGAGGCAGAAGAAUACCGUGGAUACCGGCCUGAUGACCCAUCUCGCAAAACCAAGCAGCUGCUGCAAAUGGUGCAGCAGUUCUCUGUUGACUUUGAGAAGAGGAUUGAGGGUUCAGGGGAUCAGGUGGACACCGUGGAGCUGUCUGGUGGAGCAAAAAUCAAUCGCGUCUUUCAUGAGCGCUUUCCUUUUGAGCUCGUCAAGAUGGAGUGUGAUGACAAGGAGAUGCGGCGUGAGAUCAGUUAUGCCAUCAAGAACAUUCAUGGCAUCAGGACUGGGCUUUUCACCCCUGACAUGGCAUUUGAGGCUAUAGUGAAGAAGCAGAUUGUGAAGCUGAAGGAGCCGUGCGUCAAGUGUGUGGACAUGGUCAUCCAGGAGCUGAUCAACACCGUGCGCCAGUGCUCCAACAAGUUGGAAUGCUUCCCGCGGCUGCGUGAGGAAACCGAGAGGAUUGUCACCUCUCAUAUCCGAGACAGAGAGAGUCGCGCCAAGGACCAGGUUCUGCUACUGAUUGAUCUGCAGCUCUCUUACAUAAACACCAACCAUGAGGAUUUCAUUGGCUUCGCUAGCGCUCAGCAGAGGAGCAGUCAGGCUAAUAAGAGCCAGAGUUCAGCAGGCAAUCAGGUCAUCCGUAAAGGCUGGCUGACCAUCAACAACAUCAGCAUCAUAAAAGGAGGAGCCAAGGAGUACUGGUUUGUGCUGACUGCUGAGAGUCUCUCCUGGUUCAAGGAUGAUGAGGAGAAGGAGAAGAAGUAUAUGCUGCCCCUGGACAACCUGAAGGUCCGCGAUGUGGAGAAAAGUUUCAUGUCCAGCAAGCACAUAUUCUCCAUCUUCAACACUGAGUCCAGGAAUGUCUACAAGGACAAUCGCACUCUGGAGUUGGCCUGUGACUCCCAGGAUGACGUGGACAGCUGGAAGUCAUCUCUCCUACGUGCUGGGGUCUACCCUGAGAAGACCACCACGGUUGAGAGCGAGACGACCACCACCACCGAUAACUUCUCCAUGGACCCUCAGCUGGAGCGUAAAGUUGAAACCAUCCGCAAUCUGGUGGAUUCCUACAUGGCUAUUGUCAACAAGUGCAUCCGCGAUCUCAUCCCGAAGACCAUCAUGCAUCUGAUGAUCAACAAUGUAAAGGACUUCAUCAAUGCGGAGCUGCUGGCAUGCCUGUACUCUGCAGGCGACCAGAACGCCCUCAUGGAUGAGUCCCAGGAGCAGGCCCAGAGGAGGGACGAGGUGCUGAGGACCCACCAGGCCUUGAAAGAGGCCCUGGCUAUUAUAGGUGACAUCUCUACGUCCACUAUCACAACCCCUAUGCCUCCGCCCGUUGACAGCUCCUGGGUGGGAGGAAAUGCCGGUGGUCGCAGGUCUCCUCCUGCCAGCCCCACAGCCCCUAGGAGGAUGUCUUCAGGUCAGCGGCCAGCUCCCAGAGGGGCCCCACCACCACCAAACCGCCCAGGACCUUUGGGACCCUUCAAUAACAGUGCUGAUAGCCCUCAGGCUCCUAGCCGCCCCAACAGGGCCCCUCCUAGUAUCCCCAGCCGGCGACCACCUCCAUCUCCUACACGACAAGCCCCGCCAUAAUCAUCUAACGGCGUGCAUCAAACCCUUCUCUCCUUCCCUCAUCCACUCCGCCCCUCCCUCUUAGCCAUGGCUCUGCUGUCCUCUUCUCUCCCUAGCGAAGACGCUGAAAUCUUUGACCCCUUUGAACCUCAGUUUCCUGCCAGGUGAAGACGUCCAUAUAUUUAUGUACAGUACGGUACUUGUCUUGUGGUGUAAGUAUAUGUGCGCUUGUUGCUCGCCUGUGAUCCAGGUUUGCUUAGCAGGUCCACUUCCUUACUUCCCAAAUCUCUGCCCCCACUUCACUCCUACAAUUGAGCCAGCACCUCCAGUUGCUGCUUCUACAUAAACACAAAAAAAACAACAACACAGGCUCAGCAGUCAUACUGCCCAACUCAUUCCAAAAUGCAGCAUGCCACAUAAGCUGCUUUUAUUGCAUGGGAGUGUGUGAGUGUGUGAGUGAGUGUGCGUGUGCGCGCGUGCGUGUGUGUGCGCUUGUGUAUUGUGUGUGCGUUUAUGGGGGAGGGAUUAAUUUGCCUAUAUGUAGGCUGAGUUUGAUUUAGUAUUGUGUUAAUUUAUUGUAUAAUGCCCCCCCUCCCUCUGAGUGUUAAUUAUCAGCUUGAUGUUCUCUUAGGAACAGAAGUUGUAUCUUAGUAUAAGCGUGUUUUUGUGCGAACAAAUACAUUGUACAUGUGCAAGUGUGUACGUGCGCGUGUGGGUGUGUGAGAACACGUGUGCAUGUGCCGUCUCUGCACGUUUGUUGGCGUUUCAGUUCUGUUUGUUUUCACUGUCGAAGCUGUUAAUGAUGAAUCAUAAACCCCGCAGGGGGGGUAAGUUCAGUGUUUGACUUUUGUGAGUUGUCCAUGUGUUGUAGUAGCAGCCAUACACGCAUAGCAAGGCCGAGGAGCACCUUCAGUAUUCUCUAUAUGGAAAACAGCCUCGAUAACACAUUUAACCUCGUCAUAGGUGUCCACCUGUGCUGUAUCCAUGGUCAGACUGUGACCCUGAUGGCCUCAAGCUCCCAUUCAGAUGCUGACUGGCGAGAUGGAUGGAACUGCAGCUUUCACAUGGUUAAAAUUAUCAAAGGAAAAAAAAACAAAGGCAGUAUGUAGUUUUUUUAACACGUGAAUAACCAUCCAUCCACCCUCUAAAAGCUGCUGGGUUAAAAUGAACCUAGUUUGGGUUGUUUUGUUAUGCCAGUCCUGGGUCAAACAUGGACUAGUAAAUCUAGUUGAUUUAACACAACAGGGUUGGGCAUGGAUUUGAUCCUGCUUUAAUUGAGUCCCAAAAUGUGUUACGGUAGCCAACGAGUGAAGUUCAGGCUGCAUGAGUUGCAAAGGAAAAACCGAUAACGUUGAUGACUAAACAGAUAGUAUUUGAAAUAAAACAAAUAAAAUGAUUUCUUUUUUUUCUUUUUUAUUUAAUUCUGACUGAUCAGAAAUGCUGAAAUGAAUCGUAACUAAAUCAAAAAUGUUAUUCACUUUGUGAUUAAUUAAUUAUUUAAUAAAUAAUCAUUACGUUUUAAUGACAAAUAUUUGAAUUUAGAUGACAAAAUUCUCAUUCAACAUAUAAUUACCUGUAUUUUUGCUUUCAUUAUGGCAUUUUUGGUUAAAUAUCUUCUGAAAUAAGUCCAAUUUAAACAAAUACUGUUGAAGUACAGUAUAUUGCAGGAAACAUCAAAGUACAAAAUAAAAUAGAUUUAAGCCUAUCUAUAUUGGGUUUAUGAUUAAAGAUAGCUAGCAGUAGCUUAUGCUAACUACAUAGCAGCUAAAGGGCUAAUGAGUUUGUCCAGGGUGAAUUAAAGUCCUUAACACAACCCACUAACAUUAAGAUCUUUAUAAAACAACGUUACCAGCGUACCAUUUCUUAUUUCAUCCUUCGGAAGAGGUGCAGUAAAGUAUGACCAGAUUCUUGCAUAGUUCAUAGGCCUGUGAAGAGGGACGAGGCUUCUUCUAGCCUAAACCCAACAAACUGAUGUUUGACCCCUUGUUUGGUUAAAGCUACUCUUUUUCUGACUCAACAGAAUAAACCUAACAUUUGCGUUCAAGAAACAACCCAGCUGUUUUUAGAGCGCACUCAUAGAGGAUUACAGGAGGGCUAGAAUCUAUUCCAGACGUCAUUGGUGUCCAUCGCAGGGCCAACACAGACACAAAAAGAAGGACAACCAUAUGACAUGUUCCCAUUUAGCCUUUUUCUCAGGUCUGACCCAUGCGUUUAUACCCAUCAUAAGACUCCCCAAUCCCUCUUUUAGCCAACUUGUUGAUCUACUCGAAAACUCCGAAGCCAGUCCAUCAGUAUUUGAAUCAGAGCUUGAGGUUGUAUUGUCAGUGUUCAAGUGCUUCUCUGUCACUUUGUUAUUGUGUAUGUAAGCCUAAACUGUAUUCUGAUGUAUAUAGGUAAUGAUAAGGACAUAGUGUACCUGUGGACUCUAAAGACCUCAUCAAGAAUUCUAGCGCUUUAAUCCUUCUCUAUAUCUGUAUUCACUAUAUUCUCUCCUCUCUCUAAUUUAGACUGCCUUACUGGCAUGGAUUAUAAUUCUUUAUUGCCAAAGUUAAACACAGAAGGAGAACCGUGAAGAAAAAAGAAAUAAGCUAAAGAUUCCGAUCGAUGUGAAAUUGGCUACGAUUGUUUAGCGGAGGACAUGUUGUUAAAUUUGGAGAUGCACCAGUUGUUACUUUCUGUGUCUGUAUCGCUCCUCAAUAAACUUCUUCCUCAUGUCA